Molecule: messenger RNA, 2099 nt
Organism: Bactrocera oleae (olive fruit fly)
Lineage: Eukaryota; Metazoa; Arthropoda; Insecta; Diptera; Tephritidae
Source: RefSeq, a predicted model, not a curated record
UGUCAUUCAAUCGUGUCGCCGCUGCUGCUCCGUAAACGUAUAAAAUUCGUUCGGCUCGUGUGCGUGUUCCACAACAACAUUCCUGUUGUCAAAUUUAACGAAAUCAUUUGAACCAAAAACAUAUUCAAUUCGUCUAUUAAAUUUGCUUAUUGGUCGGCAGCAGCUCGUCACUGGACUCACCUACAUACAUAUGUACAUACUCACCGCAUAUACUGGUAUAUAUGCAUGUAGAGUAUUGUUAUAGGAUUGCGUCCGUUAUAUGAUUGCCGCUUUGCUUUGUAAUACCUUUUGUUCCUGUUAUUUUGUUAUUGUUUUUGUUAUUGUCUCGGUUUCGUGCGCGUUAAUCGCUGACGCUUCGUCGAUCUCGUCUAAGCAAUUGAGUGUUGCUCUGUAGCUCGUUGGCUUAAGCUCAGCAUUUGGUCUAACGACUGACGUACCAUCAGUGCUGCAGUGGGUUUUUUGGCUGCCGGGUCUACUACUUUUGCACUGCAUCGCUUAAAAAGUAGUUCAGUGAAGUGAACGGCUUCAGCAAGUGAGUGUCGCGCGUGAAUGCAUGGGUGAAGCACAGUAUUUGAAUUUAACGGUAUUCUAGUAAGCAACUAACUAACGCAGGCGGACUAAGUAGUGCGUGCAAAAAUUUGUGUGCAAUUUAAUCAAAUUAUUUGUAAUAAUUAUUAUUAUUUCGGGUCACAAAAGCUAAAACGGCAUAUCGGUAUUAAACAACAAUAAUAACUUAAUUGGAUUAACAUAUUAUAUAACGAUGACGUCCCCAUCUACACCAGUACUCCGCCUCGUCGCUGCUUCGGCGCUGCUAUUGCUUUUCAGUCACGUCAAUGCUAACGGUUAUCAUUAUGGACCACCGACGGCACCAUCAGCACCGGCACGUCCUCCUAGUAAUGCGGGUCAUUAUUUCGGAUCUAUUCCAACUGUAGCGCCACUGCCACCGGUACCGUCUCUGCCAGCACUGCCCACUGGUCGGCCACGUGUGCAGAACUUCUUGCCAGGUCCACCUCCCGCACGCACGCAAACACAAACAAUCGUCCAAGUACAUCCAUCAUUAUCUGUCGAACUGCGUCCGUCUGGCCCUUACAAUUCGUUCGCUGGUAAUUACGGUGACCGCCUACCAGCACAACCACAACAAACGGGUGGCUAUCAUUAUGGACCCCCUACCGCAUCAACGCCCUCUGCACCAUCAAGCUCUGGAGGUUUCCUACAGGGUCCCCUCCAGCCACAACCUGUACGCGUGCCAUUCGGUCAACAACCGAUUUACAAAAUUGGCAACGACCUCGGUCCCGACGGUGAUUUCUAUGUGGUCAAUGGGCGUCAGUUGAAGCAAUAUGCCGUGGUGGAAUUUGUCGACAACGAUAUCUCACAGGACACCAAACCGUUCCUCACACAAUCGUUUGUAAAUAAUUAUCGCGCACUCGUGGGCGCUUCUGGCACGGGCGCUAUUGCACCUUUACCCUCGGCCAUGCAAUUAGAUUCUGCGGCUAAUGCGAUUUUACGUGAGCAGCAACGACUCGCCUUCAAAGGUGCCACCACACGUGGUGACACGAUCGCUUUAGGUUCAGGCGGCAUCGGUUACGUACGUCUGCCCGAUGGCAGCAUAACUUUGGGUUCGGGCUCGCUAAACUUCGUAACUGGCCAACAACAUUUGUCAGAUCUACGGAAUGCGCGUACACGCUCCGAGUCACAACGCGAUCCACUACAUUUCGGUCAUGGUCCAUUGGAGGACCCAUCUAUUCAAGUGAACGGGGUCUUAAAUAAUGGCUUCUAUUGAGACGUAUUGCCUUAAGUACAUAUUUGUUUCAUGUCACUCACUCGCUUCUUUCUAAGAAAUUUUAAAUUUAUUUUUAUGAUAUUUUCUUUAUUCGCUAAUUUUGUUCUCUUGUAAAAUAUUACUGCCAACUUUAGUUUUAAGUUAUUGAAGAGGAAUAAGCAAGCUGAAAUUACCUUAUAUAUGUAUGUUUGCAUAAAUAUUAUGUAUUUGCAAUGCAUAUUCGAUUUAGUUGACCUACGAAGCUUAUGUACACACGAAUGUAUAUAUACAUACUACUUGCCUAUAAUAAAUUAAUAAAUAUUAUUUAAAAAAUGUUCAA